AUGGAGCAGAUCCAGACACAAGCGUCUGAUUUGCGCUACCUGGCGCAAGCUCCCGCCGCGCUGAGCGACACGGCAAGCAUAUCCUAUGAUACACCGCGGCCUGGGCCACACGCCAGUCCGUCUGGUUCCGCUUCAUACGGAGACAAUUCCGCUGGCAUCGGUGCCUCUGCGGCCGCGUCCAAUGCCAACAAGAGGAAGUCGAUAGACGACGGAGCAGCGCAAAAACAGACGAGGAGCAAGAGGAAUCGGUAUAUCUCCAUCGCGUGCAACGAGUGCAAGAGAAGAAAAAUCAAGUGCAAUGGCGAGACGCCUUGCCAACGAUGUGGCAACCUCAAUCUGGCGUGCUUAUACGCCCCCAACUGCUGCUCAAACAACUUCAAGGACUCGGAUGAGUUUAGGAGCGUCACAAGUCAGCUCAGUCGACUCCAGGAAGAAGUCAACUGGCUGAAUCAGACGAUGAAGACUCUUUUGCAGGCAGAGCCAACUCGUCUUGCGGCCCCCUCAACCGAUCGCAUCCUGAACGGCAGACUUGGCUCGACCCUUGCGCCCUCUCCCGCACAAAGCUCCGCGUCCAUGGCCAGACCAGACUUGUCGCACUCCAAAGUAGGGGCGUUCCGGGGUCCUACCAGCAUGGCUUACAGUCUAGAUAUUGCCAACACGACCAUCUCCAACAUGGGAUAUCGUGGUAUCGAUGAGACGUCCGACCAAGAGCAGCACGGAAGCGAUGUUGCUAUGCAGAUCGGUACUAGCAAUACUGGUCAUGACCCUCUGUUAGAAUUCGACAAGGACGAGAUGAUUCGGCUGUGUCGAUUGCAUGAGGAAGAGGUCGGUAUAAUGUACCCAGUGCUCAACAUCGAGAGCGUCACCGCUCACGCCAAGAACAUCGCACCGUUAUUGGACUCUAUGCGUGGCCAACAACAGCCCACGGGACUCGUCAAUGACGAGAAGACAUUACAACUCAAAAUUGUCCUCUGCUGCGCUCUGGUUACCGAGUUCCAUGGCAACAGCGACAAGGCUGUCCGACUGUAUGAGAGUAUGGAGGGGGUAGUCAACAAGAAGUUGAUGUCUGAACCUACUGACGUGGCCAGCUUGCCGCUUCUUUGCCUGCUGGCCGGGUUCAAAUAUCUUUCUUACGAAGAAGUUCUGGCAUGGAGAAUCAUGGGACAGGUUGUACGGCUCUGCCUGGAAGCUGGUAUUCAUCAGAUGGCGGGGUUGAUGAGGAUCCAGGACGACUCAGAGAGAAGGGAUGCACUGAACAGCUUCUGGUCGGCAUAUGUUCUCGACAGACGAUGGGCAUUUGCCACCGGGCUACCCUAUUCGGUGAUGGAUGAGGAAAUCGAUCCCAGGCUACCGCUCCCCGAGGAGUACCCGUUCCUUGUUGCCAUGAUUACCUACUCUCGUCUUGGUGCCAAGGUCUGGCGCCAAGUGUCACGUCCCGGGCCGGCACUGGCUCGAGAACCACACCAGGAAGAGAUUGAUAAUCUUGAUCGAGAGAUACUCCAGUGGUAUGAGAGUGUACCCGAAGAAGUCAAGGUGCAAAACUGGGACAAGGAAAAACAAAUAUUAUCGACACCCUCGUACAAUCUGCAGCGUCUCAAGAUCUUCACAUAUUUGAGACUUAAUCAGAUUCGUAUCUGGCUGUAUACUCCUAUUCUACACAGCGCCACAAGCAUCAUGCAACAUCCGGGUCAAGCGCAGCGUGUUGUCGACUUUGCCAAGGACACUAUACAAUAUUUGAACAAUUUGAACAACACCACGAACUUGUACCGACGAUCGCAAUCCUUCUACCAUCAAUUCCUGGCCUCGGCCAUUUCCGUGGUGUUUCUCGCGUCGGUGCAUGCUCCCGUCCGAUUUAGUGCUGUCUGCAGGGAGGAGUUUUACCUAGCGCUGGACUUGGUGAAGGACCUGUCGGCCAAGAGCUUUGUCUCCAAGCGCCUAUGGCGCACCAUCAAGUCACUGAAGGACGUGGCGCCCCGAUUCGGCCUGAACCCCGAUGAUGACGCGCAUUCUAAUGCUGCUCUGGGAAUGAUUGGGCUGGCCAGGGGUCAUAUGGAGAGCACGCCCAUGACGCAGUCUCCUUUCCCCAACAUACAUCUGCCUCAGAGCCACCAGACGCCGGAGCAGCCCGUGGAACAAAACGGCAAGAGGAUUCAAAGCGAGCUGUCGCGAAUUUUCGAGGGCUACGUCGGCUUGAAUGGCUUCCAGUUUGGAGACGAACAAGUUCCCCCACAUAAUGACCUUGCCACGGCCGACUCUGUUGGGGGCAUGUUUACACCCGAUGGAACCGUGUUUCCCCAUUUGAGGGAGAUGUUUUAA
Molecule: messenger RNA, 2316 nt
Organism: Metarhizium robertsii ARSEF 23
Lineage: Eukaryota; Fungi; Ascomycota; Sordariomycetes; Hypocreales; Clavicipitaceae
Product: fungal specific transcription factor domain-containing protein
Exons: 5
Coding region: 1-2316 (771 amino acids)
Biological process (GO): DNA-templated transcription; positive regulation of transcription from RNA polymerase II promoter by galactose
Cellular component (GO): nucleus
Molecular function (GO): RNA polymerase II cis-regulatory region sequence-specific DNA binding; zinc ion binding; DNA-binding transcription factor activity, RNA polymerase II-specific
Source: RefSeq, a predicted model, not a curated record